Molecule: messenger RNA, 513 nt
Organism: Trametes versicolor FP-101664 SS1
Lineage: Eukaryota; Fungi; Basidiomycota; Agaricomycetes; Polyporales; Polyporaceae
Exons: 1
Coding region: 1-513 (170 amino acids)
Source: RefSeq, a predicted model, not a curated record
AUGCGGAUAUGCCCGCGGUGGCAGCCGGUCCACGAAGGAACUGUCCCCGACUCCUGGAGCUUGGGGUCCACGACCCCACACGCACACCACCCCACUGCGGCGACUGACCGUGACCUCCUGAAGGCCAACGGGGCCGAACUCGCCCCCAACUUCGCCUACCACACAGACAACCAAAUGGUCGACACGGUCGAUCCUGCCUUCUUCGGUCUUCACGACGCGCAGGACGCCGCCUCCACGCGCCCUAUCCCAGCUCCGGUCCCUAGCCUCCGGCAGUGCGCGCGAUGCCUAGCGGUAUAUACCGACGAGGAGAACAGCGCCGACUCGUGCGGCAUGCCCCACGCUGCUGUCCCAGUCGUUGCCUGGAUAAGGGGCGACGAGGCGAUGUAUCCCGUACACUACUGGGCAUGCUGCGACACCUACAGGCUAGCGAUCCAAGUUCCAGGCCUGCUUCAACGGCCGUUUAACCCCGUAUGCCGGCGCACGGCGAUGCCACAUGUACCCCUCGCCGACUAG